This is a messenger RNA of Cuscuta epithymum, 2523 nucleotides long. Lineage: Eukaryota; Viridiplantae; Streptophyta; Magnoliopsida; Solanales; Convolvulaceae. The record is from the annotation of a GenBank genome assembly.
ACUGACUAGUUGAACAAAGUUACAAAACAUGGCUUAACUACCUCAUCAGCAUAACAUUUUCCCACUUUCUGAAGAAACUGUGGAAGUAGGCACUUCACAAUUUGGGCGCAUUUCCGGACGAUUAAAGUAUCGGCGCGUGGACCUUUUUGUCCUUUUACUCUAACUACCACCACCGUCAUCCUCCCCCAUCGCUGCCGUAAAGCCGUCUAAGGCGGUAGCGUCGCUGCCUUUAGCAGGGCGCCGCACCCACUGUCGGCGUCAAGCAAAUCUCCCCUUCUCGCCGCUGUCUCUCUCGCAAUGCGAAUGCUGGGAGCCCUCUUCGCCGCCUUUGCUGUCCUCUGCUCUUCCUUCAUCGCUUUCUCCGCCACAGAUUCGGACUUCCUAGUACGAAACGACGCUUUAAAUGGGAGCGUGGAAUUCAACACUUCUUCGGAGGCGAGAUCUGGCGACGAUAGCCUCGCGGGCUAUAUUGAUCGAGCUCUGGAGAAGGAAUUCAAUGAGACCAAUGACCAGUCCAGUGCAGUUGAUCAGGGGAGCUUCAACAAUAGUGUUGCAGAGCAGCAGGCAGUCCUUGAAACUGUGGCUCGGGUCAAGUCAAAAAAGAAUGAGACAAAAGAAGAAAAGGGAUUUCAGCUGCACGAUGUUUUCAACUUGGAGGACAAUGGAGCAGAUGAUACGCCAACAUUGAUAGAUCAAAAGGACAAUGUCUUUAUCAUGUCCAACCCGAAGUCAAAAUUUCCUGUUUUGCAGCUAGAUUUAAGAUUAAUAUCAGAUCUUGUUGUUGUUAUUGUAUCUGCAACUUGCGGUGGUAUUGCCUUUGCUUGUGCUGGACAACCGGUUUUCACUGGGUAUUUGCUAGCUGGGUCCAUAAUUGGACCCGGAGGAUUAAACUUUGUUAGUGAAAUGGUUCAAGUAGAAACAGUUGCCCAAUUCGGCGUCAUUUUUCUUCUUUUUGCAUUGGGAUUAGAGUUUUCCACAGCAAAGCUUCGUGUUGUUCGAGCUGUUGCUUUGUUAGGGGGGUUACUCCAGAUAUGUCUCUUCAUGUGUUUGUGCGGAAUAACAGCCUUGUUGUGUGGCGGAGAAGCAUCUGAGGGUGUUUUUGUUGGUGUCUUCUUGUCAAUGUCCUCAACAGCAGUGGUGUUGAAAUUUUUGAUGGAAAGAAAUAAUAUCAGUACCAUAUACGGACAAGUUACCAUUGGAACACUUAUUCUACAGGAUUGUAUGGUAGGUUUGCUAUUUGCACUGCUUCCAAUUCUGGGUGGUACUUCUGGUGUUAUUCCCGGGUUGAUGUCCAUGGCGAAAAUAUUGAUGACUUUGGCAACAUUUUUAGUCAUUUUGUCAAUAUUCUGCCGGACAUGUGUGCCUUGGUUUCUUAGGCUGAUGAUAGGCCUAUCAUCACAGACUCAUGAACUAUAUCAGCUAGCAUCUGUUGCUUUCUGCUUGCUUGUUGCAUGGUGUAGUGAUAAGCUGGGUCUCAGCCUUGAAUUGGGAUCUUUUGCUGCUGGAUUGAUGAUAUCAACAACUGAUCUGGCUCAACAUACACUUGAUCAGGUAGAGCCAAUUCGGAACUUCUUUGCGGCUCUGUUUUUAGCCAGUAUUGGGAUGCUUAUCCAUGUGCACUUUCUAUGGAGUCACAUCGAUAUCUUACUGGCAGCUGUUAUUUCGGUAAUUGUCUUCAAAACUGCCGUGGUUGCCAUAGUAGUCAAGUGUUUUGGUUACAACAACAAGACUUCACUUCUUGUUGGAAUGUCUUUAGCACAAAUCGGGGAGUUUGCGUUUGUUCUUCUGAGCCGUGCUUCAAAUUUUCAUCUGGUUGAGGGGAAAUUGUAUAUGCUUCUUCUGGGUACAACAGCUCUUAGCCUGGUAACAACCCCUUUAUUGUUCAAACUGAUUCCUGCUGUAGUGCAUCUUGGAGUUCUGCUGCGGUGGUUUUCUGCAGAUAUCCCUAUCGAGAUUGGAUCUAAAGGAGAUAAUAGCACGCGAUCAGACAGUGCCAAGCGUAUUACAGUCGUGGUCCAAGGCUCCAUUGUCCGUGAUACUAUGCAAUAAACUCAACAUUUAAAAAGAAUUACCGAUUCAGUAGAUGCAAAUCUCAGAUUUUGCCUAAUGCCAUUGCUACGCUGGGGGAACAGGUGACCAAGACUGCUAAGCAAGUGGACUGAGUGGACCCCGUCUUAUGUGAAUAUAUAUAUUUGAAGGCUUACCGAAAGUGCCGAGCAGCCCGAUCUGAGGGUGCGAAUGGAAGUUGGAGAGAAAUUGUACACGACUUCUCUAACUCUGAGUUGCAAUUGUUAAUACUUAUCAUCUCCUUCCAUUUUGUUUCCUAGUAUGAAGCACUCGAUUGAUGUAAAUAGCUCAGUAGUCUUUCUUACCAUUAUGUUUGGACUAGCUUCUGCAAUGACUGAUGUUUUUUAUUUAGAUUUACUUUUAAUCUCAACUUCAAUGCACAUUUGCACACUACCGUCUAGCCGUCUAGGCGUCUACGUAUCUUGAAGAAAUAGUAUUUUUUUUAUUUAUGAUGCC